Messenger RNA from Pipistrellus kuhlii (Kuhl's pipistrelle), 3090 nucleotides. Its product is annotated as olfactory receptor 1044-like. Gene Ontology annotation, biological process: G protein-coupled receptor signaling pathway; sensory perception of smell. Lineage: Eukaryota; Metazoa; Chordata; Mammalia; Chiroptera; Vespertilionidae. The coding region runs from base 254 to 1189 and encodes 311 amino acids. The record is from RefSeq and is a predicted model, not a curated record. Gene Ontology annotation, molecular function: G protein-coupled receptor activity; odorant binding; olfactory receptor activity. Gene Ontology annotation, cellular component: membrane. The transcript has 2 exons.
GGUGGUUUAAGUCAAAUGUAAAAUCCCUCACAGAAAUUCAAUAUAAACUAUUCCCUUGGCACCCAGGAAGCUCCAGAACAAGAGAUAGCAGACUCAUCACACUUUCACUUUAUAAAUACAGGUUUGUCGGUGUGGAACACAGAAACCAAACCUGCCAGCAAGACAUGAAGAAGCCGACAGGAAAUUCUCUAAGUGAAUGCUUCCUGGGCACUGGGAGUCCUGACUGCCCGACAGGUACUCGAGAGAGACCAAAAUGGCCAGAGGCAAUCAGACCACAGUGACAGAAUUUGUCCUCAUGGGAUUCACAGACCGUCCUGAGCUUCAGCUUCCACUCUUUGUGCUAUUUCUCUUAAUUUAUCUCAUCACCCUCGUGGGAAAUCUUGGCAUAAUCCUGCUCAUCAAGAUGGAUCCCAGGCUCCACACGCCCAUGUACUAUUUCCUCAGCCAUCUGGCAUUCAUUGAUCUUUGUUACUCAUCUUCCAUUGGUCCCAAGAUGCUGCAAAAUUUAUUGGUGAAGAAAAAAACCAUCUCCUUUUUGGGCUGCUUUGCCCAGCUGUACUUCUCCAGUGCUUUUGCCACGACCGAAUGCUUCAUCUUGGCCACAAUGGCCUAUGACCGCUACAUGGCUAUCUGCAAUCCCCUGAUUUACACAGCAAUUAUGACUCAGUGGGUCUGCAAGGAAUUGAUGAUAGGGGUCUAUACCUAUGGCUUCCUACACUCCAUGAUACAGACAGUUCUGACUUUCCAGUUGUCUUUCUGUGACUCCAAUGUCAUCCAUCAUUUCUACUGUGCGGACCCCCCUCUCCUUGCCCUCUCCUGCUCCGAUACCCACAACAAAGAAAAGCAGCUCUUGAUCUUCUCAGCAGUGAACCUCAUUGGGUCCCUCCUGACUGUCCUCAUCUCCUACAUUUGCAUCCUCUCUUCCAUCAUAAAAAUCCAGUCCUCCAAAGGCAAAUGCAAAGCAUUUUCUACCUGUGCCUCACACCUCACGGUGGUCAUCAUCUUCUACGGGACGUUGUUUUUCAUGUACCUGCAGCAGCCUAGAGCAAGGAACUCAUGGGAGGACAACAAAGUGGUCUCUGUGUUUUACAGUCUUGUAAUUCCCAUGCUCAACCCCCUAAUCUAUAGCCUGAGGAACACGGAAGUAAAGGACACCCUGAAAAAGAUGAUAGAGGGCAAAGAGUCAUAGUGAGUGAGUUAGUGAGUGAGAAUGUGGUAUUGGGAAAGUAUGAUAGACUAACAGGCUAUGACCAAUCUGAUUGAUACUUAGCAGGCCAGUUGCUAUCCAAUCAAGAAGCAAACAGUCAAUCCAAUUUGUAUUUUUUUAAUGACUAAAAGUACCAGGUCACUUGCUUGACAUAGCAAGAUUUAAUCCAAUCAAUUAUCAUGAACUAAUCAGGAUUUACAAGCUAGACUCUUAAUAACUGUGUCCUUCAUAUGUUGAAAAUGAAUUGACUCACUACCAGUUAGGUAAUAACAUGAACUCUAAAUUUAAAAAGAUUUGGAAAAGCAGCUUUCUAGGUAAAAGUAUAAAUAAAUGAAGUUGGGUUCAAAACCCAAACAUGAACACCUCUGUUGUUAGAAACAUUUUCCAGCUUAAAACAGAAAAUAUAGUAGUAAAUAAUUUCUUGGUCUUAAAAACAUAUUUCUGUAUAAUGUAUUGCAAUAGAUGCUGGUUAAGCUUCAUAAAAAGUUUAUUAUUACGUGUAGUUGAAAUGCUGCCUGCUUAAAAUGGACAAUAGAAAAAAAUAGUAUUACCGCAAUAAAAAGGGAGGAAAGCAUUUUACUAUGAAUCAGUUAAAUUUGGAGGUUCUUUUAUUGUUUAUUUAGAAAAGAAAGUUUAAUUGGAAGAGAUAAAGAGGAUUUAGUGUACUUCCAGAGAUGUUGAACGUAGUCCAACUGCCAGGGUUUAGUGUUUCUAGUCUCUGGAGGUGCAGCUGCGAUGAUUUUUAGGGGGAGGGGGAGAGAGGAAGGACAUCAUACGUGAACUUAGAAAGGGGAAGAGCUGAGAGCUUCCUAGGAAAGCAGGCAGAGUGUGCAUGCCUCUGAGAAAUGAAAUUAUUUCCUUAAUGUGGAUGACUUAGAGAAGUACUUUCAUUUUGUAACAUUUUCCAUGUACUUUAUUUCUGUUUUCUCAGCUCUGAUAUGAUAACUUUUUUGGAGAUAUAUCCAUAUAUAUAUUAUUUCUGUUAGUGGGGAUAGGGGAAAGAAAAAUCUCUUAAUUUUUUAUUCAGGCAAGAAUAUAAGCACUCUAUGAUUUUUCUAAGUCUCAAUUCUAAUACUUUUUUAAAAAAUAGUUCUUAAGACACACACAACGCUAUAAGCCAUUAGAAUUUUCCUUAAACCGUUUCCAAGUGUGAUUACUAUUUUCACUUAUUUUUUUAAUGGCUAACAACAUAUAUCACUAAUCAACUACAAAUAAGUUCAAAAUUAAUCAAGAAACUAAAGGGUUCCUUUUCCCCCAGAUUAAACCUUCAAAUAAUUGAUGGGAUCUUUAUUUUACUGCUGCUUAUGAUCUAGUAAUUUAGAAAAAUAUAAAAGGUUAAAUAUUUAUAAUUUCUCUUAUUUAGCUCAGAAACCUUUCUGUAGAAUUUAGUUACAAAAAUUGUAUUCCUAAACUCUUGGGGAUUGGGUGUGGGCUUGGUUGAAGCGAAAAAUAUUGCUGAGUGAGGAAAUGUCUGAAGCAAGCCCAGGAGGUAGGAGAGCUUGCAUAGGUAAGAGCAACAACAGAGCAAGCAAAGUGGGGAAGAUAUUGCUGAUGAAUAAUGUGAGACAGAUUGUUAGAUCCCAAGCUCAUUGAGACUUACCUAGCAGGUUACUACUCUGCACCCCAGGACCUACCACAGCUCCUGGCAGAGACAGACACAUCAUAACUGUUUGCCUAAAUUAAUUGAACUCUCCUAUUUUCAUUCCUAAUUCUAAUGGAUAGGUGGGCAAGGUGCCCAAUAAUGGCCUGUGGUUGGGAAAUAUCGGAGAGAAGAAAGUAACAGGGUUACUUUCAGGAAGACUAUUUCCAGUAGUGCCCCCCCCCCUCCUUCCCCCGCCAACCUGCCAACGAGAUUAACAUAUGUAAGGCAGGAAGACAAUUGA